Molecule: messenger RNA, 1875 nt
Organism: Chroicocephalus ridibundus (black-headed gull)
Lineage: Eukaryota; Metazoa; Chordata; Aves; Charadriiformes; Laridae
Gene: SEC13
Product: SEC13 homolog, nuclear pore and COPII coat complex component
Exons: 9
Coding region: 137-1099 (320 amino acids)
Biological process (GO): positive regulation of TOR signaling; COPII-coated vesicle budding; protein import into nucleus
Cellular component (GO): COPII vesicle coat; nuclear pore outer ring
Molecular function (GO): structural molecule activity; protein binding
Source: RefSeq, a predicted model, not a curated record
CCGGCGCGGGCGGAACCUGUGCGCGCAGGCGCGGCGGGGCCGUUUGGGUGCCGGACCGCCGUGCCACGUCUGAGGAGCGCGGCGGGGACGGGACGGGCCGCUCGUCGCCGGGAGCUCCGCGGGGUCCGCCGCCGCCAUGGUCUCGGUGAUCAACACGGUGGAUACCUCUCACGAGGACAUGAUCCACGAUGCGCAGAUGGAUUACUAUGGCACUCGGUUAGCGACCUGCUCUUCAGACAGAUCUGUGAAAAUCUUUGAUGUUCGGAAUGGAGGACAAAUCCUCAUUGCGGACCUGAGAGGGCAUGAAGGUCCCGUGUGGCAGGUUGCCUGGGCUCAUCCCAUGUAUGGCAAUAUCUUGGCUUCCUGUUCCUAUGACAGGAAAGUUAUUAUCUGGAAGGAAGAAAAUGGCACGUGGGAAAAAACGUACGAGUACACAGGGCAUGAUUCCUCAGUGAAUUCUGUCUGCUGGGCACCACACGACUACGGAUUGAUCCUGGCCUGCGGGAGCUCCGACGGGGCCAUUUCGUUACUGAGCUACACGGGUGAUGGGCAGUGGGAAGUCAAAAAGAUCAGCAAUGCGCAUACGAUCGGAUGUAAUGCAGUUAGCUGGGCUCCUGCUGUUGUACCAGGAAGUCUUAUAGAACAACCAUCUGGUCAAAAACCAAACUACAUCAAAAGAUUUGCAUCUGGUGGCUGUGACAACCUUGUCAAGAUCUGGAAGGAAGAAGAUGGUCAGUGGAAAGAAGAGCAGAAGCUGGAGGCCCACAGUGACUGGGUUCGAGAUGUAGCCUGGGCUCCAUCCAUAGGUUUGCCCACAAGUACCAUCGCUAGCUGCUCCCAGGAUGGCAGAGUGUUUAUCUGGACAUGUGAUGAUGCCUCUGGAAAUUCCUGGUCACCAAAGCUGCUGCACAAGUUCAAUGAUGUUGUCUGGCAUGUGAGUUGGUCCAUUACUGCAAACAUUCUUGCAGUGUCUGGAGGAGACAAUAAAGUCACACUGUGGAAGGAAUCAGUAGACGGACUGUGGGCAUGUAUCAGUGAUGUCAACAAGGGCCAAGGAGGGGUGUCCGCCGUUACAGAGGGGCAGCAGAAUGAGCAGUGAUGCAUGAGUGAAUGUUCAGCUGCAACAAGUGAUCACUAUACCUGAUUUGCAAUGUUUCUUGAAAGAGGAGAACUGAUUUCCAUCUAAACUGGACGUGAACAUGGGAAGCAAUUAUCCAAUUUUAUGAGCACUCUCUAACUAUUACUGGGGGGCUACAAUAUGUUGAUAAUCAGCCUUAAUCAACAUUCCCUUAAAUUUAAGGUAAAGAGCGUAGCAAAGUACUGUGCCUUACACUACUCCUUGAUGCUGCAGACAUUGUACCCUGCUUUUCUGGUUUGGGGAUCAAAUCUUAUUGCAUGUGCUGUAGACUCCAAGCACUUGAGUAGGAACAGGAGGAGACUAUCAGAGUGGUGAAGUGUGAACUCCUUUGUGCAAGGGGACAAAUACUCUGUCCCUUCAAAGGGCCAGAACUUUGUUCCAAGUGAGGCGAAGGGCUGGCGGAGUUUUCAACAUUAGAUGACAGCGUGCAAGCUAGCUCUUCUGGUAGUAGUGAAGGGGUGCUUAGAUCUUCCUGAAAAUAACGUGCUUGGAUAUGUGAAAGUCUCUGAGAUUUCCUGAAGAUGAAAAGGAGUAGUGGAAUGCAUAUGUCAUUUGCUUUAUAAUAAUCUCAAACUUGGUUAUUGAACCAAAAUCAAAAAAAAAAUCAAACCACAAUUUGAAGAUUUUUUUUUUUAGCCACACUUCUUUACUGUACCUCAGGUGGUUGAUUGGUUUUUUUUGGUUUUUUUUUUUUUUUGAGAUACCAACAGAAUAAAGUCCUAUUGGUUAAAGCCUGA